Molecule: messenger RNA, 2202 nt
Organism: Botrytis byssoidea
Lineage: Eukaryota; Fungi; Ascomycota; Leotiomycetes; Helotiales; Sclerotiniaceae
Exons: 4
Coding region: 1-2202 (733 amino acids)
Source: RefSeq, a predicted model, not a curated record
AUGCCGGCGCAUAAAGGGAUCAAGUUGCACAUAAUUUCGCAAUGGGAGUUGAAAAUGCAUCCAGAGUUCCCGCAUCCAGAAAGUACUCAAUUCACAUUUCGAUCACCAAAAUUGGACAAAGAAGCUUUCGAAGGCCAUGGUCAUUCACCAGCUACUAAAUCUAAUGAUAGCAAGGCCGAUCGUUUACUUGGUAGACAGUCCUCAAUUAUUUCGGUGUAUAUACCAUCAGCAUCAGGAUCUCGAUUUUUUAUACGCUAUAAUGUCGGCGGCGCCGCAGAUCAAGGUCCAUGGUUCUACUUCAAGUUAUAUAUGAAUGGCCGACAUGUUACAUCUUGGGGAACAAAUACUAAGAACCGACCGAGCGGGCAGGUGAUGAGAGCAUUGUUCGAACCAGGUGUAGAAUGGGACUACAUGGAAGGUAAAACAACUUACAAGAAUCCCGGUACAGAAUACAGACCAUUCUUUUUCAGCCAGGAGAACGGAGACUGUGCUGCUGCAGAUGAUGGUGGUUUGAUCGAGAUCAAGGUCUUUCGCGCUCGCGGUCGCAAGAGAAGGAACCCACAGCUUGCUCAAUACAAAGAUCAGUCAAAGUAUGGUGUUAUCAUGCCUACUCAUGGCCUUGUAGAGAAACCUCAAGAUACGAAAUAUUACGACUGGCAUUUGAAGGAUGCGAAAGACAAUCCAUUUGUAACAUUCAAAUUUCAUUACAGAAGUUGGGAUCACCUGGAAAAGUUGCAUCUUAUACCUCCUAACCAUCCCAGAAUUCUCGAAGCACAGGUACCAGCUAUGGCUAGGCACCUAAUGGCUUCAAGUCAGAUUAUACCUCAACCGGACCAACGAACUGAAUCACCACAUACUCCAACAAAAUACUUGGGCAAAGUUUAUACUAGCGAUCAAGUACACGAUUCUCUCCGAGCUGCCUACCCUCCAUUCGACCUUAGCGGGAGUCCCUACGAUUCUGAUGAAAGACAACCUUGGAUGCCUCGAAUCUUGGACACAGGCCAACUAGAUUCGUUAUUAACGGUCAAGAAGGAUCAUAGAGAUGCAUUUAUUGUUUCUUCUAAUUCAGCCACGGAGCCCGAUCCUUUCUAUAUAUCAUCUGGAGAAAAAGGUAUCCAGAGAAAAAUCAUGCCAAUUUCAAAAUUUUCAGCGCUGUCCAUUGAUGGAGCUGGAUUGGCAUCUUCACAUGAAUGGUUGGCUAGUGAGUACAAUACUAGACCAUUACCUGAUAUACCAAGUCGGACUUCAUCUGCAGCUUCGCGUGCAUCAGCAACAUCUCGUGCACCAUCUGUCACUCCUUCUUUGUUAUCUUAUAUCGAUAGAGAUCAGCCGUCUCCCGAUCCAGUCAUUGGAACUGCAAUUGCAAUAUCUAUUGAGUCGGAUGUUUCUGAGAUAUCUAACGAAUACGGGGAUGACAGUGAAGAAGACGAAUUUGAUGAGGAAUAUAAUUUUGAAGGUUCAUCCGCUUUGUCUCCACCACCUUCUAGAACUGAUCCCAGGAGACAAGGAAUUAUCUCAUCAUCAACAGUCCAACCUUCUAUCUCCCUUCCAAAUGUCACAAUACGUAAGCCGAGGCAUUCAAUAGAUGAUAUCUCGCCUUUGAGAAUCCCACCAAGAAAAGAAUCCAUCACCGCUAAAUCAUAUAUCAGCACAGCAAGCGACGACAACACAGGCACACUUUCCCUUACCGAGUCAGAGUGGAUGCGACGUACACCCUCCCCUGUAAAAGAAUCAGAAUGGAUGCGUCGUACUCCGUCCCCUAUCAAAGAAUCGGAGUGGAUGCGACGUACUCCCUCUCCCGCCAAGGAAACUAUAAUCGAAAGACUUUGGAGUUCAACACCAGAAAAGAGGGAAAAUUUGAAGAAUAGAUUGUUAUCUCCGGAAAGAAUGGCUGAAAUGAUGGAGUUGAGUAUGACAGAAGAUGAUGAUGACUCACCCCAGCAGGAAUAUGAUGUUGAAGACAAUGCAUGGGAUGUAGAUAGGGGCUUAGAUGGUGGUGCAGUGGAAUUGGUGACUUUACAUCAUCAGCAUUGUCUAAGUGAACGAAGGGGAAGAGAGAAUGUUGGAGUAGAUUAUGAUGAUGGAAAUGUCUCUGGUGAUUAUGAAGUUAAUGCUAUGAAAUUGAGGGAGAAGAACGGAAGUGGGGGUUCACCGGAAAGUUUUGAGAACCGUAUGAGUAUGAGGGAUGGGAAUUGGAUCUAA